Labeo rohita (rohu) is the source of this 5794-nucleotide messenger RNA. It is a transcript of the gene synm, whose product is annotated as synemin, intermediate filament protein. Bases 137 to 3595 code for a protein of 1152 amino acids. NCBI's taxonomy places the organism in Eukaryota, Metazoa, Chordata, Actinopteri, Cypriniformes, Cyprinidae. Gene Ontology annotation, biological process: fast-twitch skeletal muscle fiber contraction; intermediate filament cytoskeleton organization. The transcript has 4 exons. The record is from RefSeq and is a predicted model, not a curated record. Gene Ontology annotation, cellular component: costamere; neurofilament cytoskeleton; sarcolemma. Gene Ontology annotation, molecular function: vinculin binding; structural constituent of cytoskeleton; intermediate filament binding.
UCAAAUCCUCCGCACUUGUUCGACUCUGCCUCCGCCCUGCGCUUCUCACCGACGCAGAACACUGAUGACAACGAAGUAACUGAUAAGCUUAGCACAUUUAAGCGUAAAAACCAAAGCUAUUAGAUUACAAAGGAAGAUGUUUCGAAUGAGGGAACCGUUUGAGAGCGAGAAGCUCCAACUGCAGGAGCUCAACCAGAGACUCAGUCAGUACCUAAUGCGCGCAAAACAGUUGGAACAAGAAAACACCAGCUUGAUAACCGAAAUAAAUUCGAUUAGAAAAACCAAGUCUGGAGAAUGGGAAAACAAACACAUGUCCGAGCUACGGGAAAUGAGGAGACUGGUGGAGCGUUUAUCUUUCGAGAAAAGCAGAGCAGAGAUGGAGCGACAAAAGCUGCGCAGUGAACUUCAGAUGCUUCAAACGAUGCGUUCAGAAGAGGCUUCGGUGAGCAAAGGCAUCGACACGGAGCUGAAAGGCUGUGAGAAGCAACUCCAUAAUGCUCUUAAGACCAACUGUGCUUUGGAAGAUCGCCUCUUUGAGCUCGAAAACGAAUAUAAGUUUUUGGAAGAUGCCCACAGACAGGAAAUCGCCCACCUGAGGGACCAGGUGCACUCCCGAAGUGUACGCGUUGUGACUCAAACGUAUCACGCACCUCCAGCGGUUACGAUGGAAGAGGUGCAGGAGUAUGCGGCCAACUUCACUGAAAACUGGCACGGGACUUUGGACAUGUACCGCCUGAAGGUACAAGAAAUCGAAGAGUCGAUAAAAGCAGACCAAGCGAGGCUGGAGGACAUUCAGAGGGAAAAGAAGGAGUACGCUUCACAGUUCAAGAAGCUGCGUGACGAAAUUGAGAAACAAACACAAGUGCAGGUGAACCUCGAGGAACAGCUCAUGAACAUGCAAGAAAAUUUCCGAGAUGAAAUCUGCAGGUAUCAGGCUAUUAUUGAAGAACUGGAGUAUGAGCGCAGAAUGUUGUCCGGCACCAUCUCAGAGAAGCUGAAGGACCAUCAGGAUCUCUUACAGGUCAAGAUGGGCCUUGCUCUGGAAGUGGCUGCAUACAGGGCACUCUUGGAAGAAGAAGGAAGACAUGCUCAAACGUGGUCUAAUCAGCAAUCAAGAGAAAGAAUUAUAGAUAUAAAAAUGCCAGCCCAUCCUUACACUCCAAGAGUGUCUGUCAAUUCGGCAAGUCGACCAGACUUAAGAAAAAAAGCCUUCACAGGAUAUGAUGUUAAAUAUAUGGAACCUAUCUCCAGCAUGAGAACCUCAUCUACAUCAAGUCAGUUUCAUUCUUACGAACCCUCCAGGAUCGUGCCUAUCAGUGUAUCAAAUCGUGCCCACCAAAGUCCUGCUUCAAGAAGGGACAUGAUUUCUUUCACCAAAGCAGCGCAGGCAGCUGCGUCCAGUACCCCGAAACCUGGAGUCUCUUCUGUUGAGAUAAAAAGAGAAGAGACAGAUCAAAGAAUUAUGAGAAAAGAGAUUUCACAGCACUCUUCAAAAAGCUCAGUUGAUCAUCCGCCCUCUAGAAUUGAAAGUACACCAAGCCCUACAGCCUCAAAAAUAGACAAACCAAUGCCAGUGAAAGUGGUAUCACCUCCUGUGAUCUUGAGCAAGACCACCACUGAAGAAAGCAGUCAGAAAGAUGUUGAACCAAAAGCAAAGGAGAUGGAUGCCAAACAAGAUAAAGAAAAAUCCAAGCCAACAAUGGCUGAAGAAAGAACGGAUGUGAAAGAAUCAAUAGCUAAAGAUGAGAAAGAGUCUGAAAAUGUAGGCCAUAAGGUGUUUGUAGGUGAGGAGAAAGUAUUAGAUGCAGUUUCUAUGGAUGAAAUCAUUCAGCAGGUCAUGAAACCAGCUGGUUUAGAUGCUAAAGUCAUCUCAUCCCCUGAUUCCAAAGUCACAUAUCAUGUGGAGAAAACAGAGCAAGAGGAUGGAAGCACCAAGACUCAGAUUGUCUUGCAAUCUAAAAUUGAGGAAGAAGUAGAUCUGUCUGAAGAUUCUGCCCUGGAGGAACUUCUCAGCAAGGAAGUCAAGAAAGUCACCCUGGAGAACAUCAAAGGAACCCCAACAGGAACCAUGAUCGAGAACCUGCUGAGUCUUGGCCUGCAAGGUGAGAGUUUGGAAAACAGGCUAGUGAAUGUGGAGAUAAUUGAGGAACCAGUGGAGUCUGAUGAGGAAGGGGAAAUUGAAAUAGAGGAGACUGUGGAGAUUAAGUCUGAACAACCAAAUAUCGAUUCCUCAUCAAAGUUUUUCCAAAUCGAAGAGCUAGAGAAUGAUCCUAACAAAAUGAAACCCAAUGAGAGUGAUAAACAACCAAAUAUCGAUCCCUCAUCAAAGUUCUUCCAAAUCGAGGAGCUAGAGAGUGACCCGAAGACCAUGAAACCCAAUGAGAGUGGUAAACAACCAAAUAUCGAUCCCUCAUCAAAGUUCUUCCAAAUCGAGGAGCUAGAGAGUGACCCGAAGACCAUGAAACCCAAUGAGAGUGAUAAACAACCAAAUAUCGAUCCCUCAUCAAAGUUCUUCCAAAUCGAGGAGCUAGAGAGUGAAUCUAAGACCAUGAAACCCAAUGAGGGUGGUUCUGCUGAAGCCUCACAGUAUGGAAACAAUGGCUCUGUGCAGGUUCAGGAAGUUACCAGAGAUGAGAGCUUACCCUACUUCUCGCAUGGCCAAGACUCACAAGAGUACUUCGUCUCCACUCCUGAGGACAAUAUGUCAGAGUCUGAGGAGGGUGGGAGGUUUAUGUCUUAUAGCCAUUAUGGAGUCGUCGAUGAUCUGUCUGAUGAAAGAUAUUACCAGGAAGAUGACAUCAAACAGCCCACUGCUGAAGGUCACAGUUACAGAGAUUCACCUGAAUACGACCACUCGUUUUUGAGAGACAAUAUCCAAGACUGCAUAAUUGAAGAGGAGGUGCAUGUUUCUCCCACUCUGCAACAGUCCAUAGUAGGGAUCCUGAAGGAAGAGUCACUAGAUCCCGAACAGCAGCUUAGAGGGGCAUUAGAGCAAAUCCAAGACACUGUAUCCGAAGCUAUCAAGGAAGAACUUGCAUUUUUUACGAAAGGUAGAGAGACUCCAGAAAAUGUCUCUGUGGACAUUAAAAAGGUAGAACAAGUUACAGACAACGGAACCAUGACCAUUGUGGCAGAGCUUAACGUGUCCCAGACGUUGGAGGAGUCUGGGUUGCUGGAAGGAGAUGAUCCAUCUGAAGAGCAGAUAAUCGCAGCACUAAGCUCAUCCCACCCACAGCUCCAGCAGGCUAUCAGCGGAGGAGCAGCAGUAGGAUACACCAUGAAAAUUUCCAAAGAGGAGAUUCAAACGGAGGGAAUACCGUGGAUGACCACUGACGAAGAUGUCCAACAAUGGCACUUAACCGACGAGGUUAGCAAGUCAGAAAAACACAUCAAGCUGGGUCCUAGUGAGAAAUCAUUCACUUUUCAGAUGGACGUGAACAACGGCUCUUCUGCAUCAGCAAGCGGAGGAGCUGUCGAAGUGCAAAAAGGUGACAGUGCUACUGAGUUCCCACAGACCCAGAUGAUUGACCCACACUUAAAGGUCUGUCAUGAGAAAAGAAUCGCAACUGUUUAUCUUGAAAGCCCCAAAGAGUGAUACCAUAAAGAUGUAACAUUCAAAUUACACAAUGUAGCUCAAAAUAUCAUUUCAAUCACAAUUAGUUAUGAAUUGGACAAAUCAGGUGUUGUAAACCAUAAUCAGUGGUCCAUCAUGACUAGACAUUGUUGUUCAAAACUUUGGGGUCAGUUAAAGGGAUAGUUCACCCAAAAAUGAAAAUUCUGUCAAUAAUUACUCACUCUUACGUCGUUCCAAACCCGUUAGGCCUUUGUUCAUCUUCAAAAGACAAUUUAAGAUAUUUUUGUUGAAAUCCAAGAGCUUCUGACCCUGCAUAGACAGCAGUGCAACUGACUUGUUCAUGGCCCAGAAAGCUAGUAAGGACAUUGUUAAAAUAGUCCAUGUGACAUAAGUGCUUCAACCUUAAUUUUAUGAAGCUACGAAAACAUGCAAUGUGCAAAGAAAACAAAAAUAACAACUUAACAAAUACUUCUUUUCCCUGUUAGUCUUCAAUGCACGUUCACGACAUGACGCAUGUGUGGUACUGUUCUGAAAUCAUUCUUUUUACACAUUGCGUAUUCUUGUAGCUUCAUAAAAUUAAGGUUGAACCUGUCAGUUGCAUUGCUGUCUACAGAGGGUUAGAAAGCUCUCUGAUUUCAUCAAAAAUAUCUUAAUUUGUGCUCCAAAGAUUAGGUGCUACGAAGGUCUUAUGGGUUUGGAACAACAUGAAAGUUAGGGUUAGGGUUAGGUAACUAUCCCUUUAAAAAUAAAUUAUUACUUUUAUUCAAAAAUGUGCAUCAAAUUGAUCCAAAGUGACAGUAAAGACAUUUAUAGUGAUUUCUGUUUAAAAUACAUGAUUCUGAAGGAUCAUGUGACACCGAAGAUGGGAGUUACAUUUAUAAUAUGUUAAAAAUAUACUUAAAUAGUCAUUUGAAAUUGAAAUAUUAUUUCACAAUAUUACAUUUUACUGUAAUUGUGAUCAAAUAAAUGCAGCAUAAACAAAUGCUUUUAAACACUGCAAAAUCUUACUGACCCCAAAUUUGAAACAGCAGUGUAUUAGUGUUAAAGCUAAAGCUAAUCACUUCAGUACUCUGUUUUUUUUAGAUCUUUAGUAUUUUUUUAUCAACUAUCUUGACAUUUUGUUUUACUUCAUUUUCAUAUAUUGCAGCUUUAACUAAGUACAGAAUAAAGUGAAAUACUGUAUUUCCUUUUCAACUUUCAAGUAGCAAAUCUUUUAAAAAUAUACGUUGUUGAGAAGCAUUUUUUAUAGUAUCGUACUUUGCUUCAACUUUCCACGGUAUUGCAGUAAGCAAAAGCAGAGUAGUGCUCACUUUAAUUGCACAUUUUUUAGUGAUUUAUUCAAAACUUCUUUUCACAGUAGCAGAUAGUUUCAGUAACAAACUACAGUCAGUUUCUAGCUCUACUGAAGGCGAAAAGCACUAGACUGUCCUUCCUGUCUCCCAGAGAUCUCUUAAUCCUUAAAUGACAUUAGACGAGAGAGGACUAAUCUAGCAAUCCUGCUCUUCCAGGACAACACAUUUUUCAUUGCUCUGGUACUGUACAGAGACACUGAGAAAGGGAGGAGUUUGAGCUUAGAAAUCUCACAUUAAAAAUAAGUGCUAGCCAGCUUACACAGAAGUGUGUAAGUGCUUCCAGAAUAGCUAUUCGGUGCCAUUAAGUCUGUGUCACAACCUAUUACGCAGAAUGAGGAUUCAGCUUCACUGAAGGAGGGUUGUCUAAUGAGAGUCUAUUUUUAGGAUUCAUACUCUGCCAUUGACACCUCCAGGUAGAAGUGUAACAGCUUUAGUCUGAAGAUUUAAAGUGUAAGCAUGUGCAUUUUCCUCUAUUUUUCUAUUUUAACAGAUAACUACGUUAAUGUCAUCAGAUGCUGCAGUGGUGACUGUCUUGUGCCUAUUAACAUUGAUGGGGAUAAAAAAACAAGAAUGUAAUCUUGAAUGAGAAAGCAUGUAACGUCAUUUCAACUUAACUUAGUCUUUAAUAUUAGUUCUGUAUUGAUAUCAUUAAUAACCAUUUAUAUACAUCCCUUGAGAUGAUGUUUCAGCACCUGCUCUUUUUCAUCUGAUUGGUUUGGGAUUGCAGAUUACAGAUUUAUUUUUGCUAAAUGAGAAUUCACAAAAGGGCUGUUGUGUGUUCUGUUGUACUAUUAAGAAAAAGACUAGUCUGCUCACUGUCUGAACAUUGGUUUACAUGCAAACACAAUAAACAAACCCUUACAAAGUU